Messenger RNA from Botrytis sinoallii, 261 nucleotides. RefSeq lists its product as uncharacterized. Lineage: Eukaryota; Fungi; Ascomycota; Leotiomycetes; Helotiales; Sclerotiniaceae. Bases 1 to 261 code for a protein of 86 amino acids. The transcript has 4 exons. The record is from RefSeq and is a predicted model, not a curated record.
AUGUACCAAGCCAUAAUAGCAAGUGGCGCUACAGGAUUGAGGGAUUUGGUGACGGGCGCGGAGUUGGAGAGGGUACUAAUGGCAUACAAUGAAAGCUUGAUCAGAUGUUUUUAUCUUGCAGCUGGAGGAUCAGGUGCAGCGUUUCUGUGUAGAUGGGGAACAGUGAAGAAGAAGAAUAAGCAGGAAGGAGAUCAGGAAAGGGGAGAGAAUCUAGCUAAAAGCAACAAUCCGGAGUCCACGGUGAAGGAGGGAAAAGCUUGA